AACAAUUAUUGUAAGAUCGCGUUGUAUUGUUUUUCUCGCUCGUUUUGGCGCGAGUGCACCAUCAGCGUGAUGUGCCUGUGAUUGGCUGACGCGUUGCGAAGCGCGCCAUGCGCGUGCGCGAUCGGCGCUGCUAAGCGAGUGACAAGCGUGUCGGAGUAGCAGUUCUUGUGUGUGCAUGCUCGUUGUUGUGUGCGUGCUCGUUGUUGUGUGCCUGUUGCGUCUUGCGUGUCCCGGAUAAACCGGCAAUUCAGCCACCCUUUCCUCACAAUUCCAUCCUCGUUACAAUAUAUGCGUCCGCCGUAAAUACGCGUAUACGGCGUCGGUUCUCGUCUCUCGCCUCUUUCGCCUCUUUCGCACGUCCAAACCAUAUUCUCUUUCGGCCGAUCUCGGCGGUCUUCUCGCGUCUACGCCGACGUCGACGUCGUUUCCUCGUCGCGCCAUUGUCCCGACGAUCCCUUUGAAUUUACGGAGAUCCACUCUAAUAUUGCGGAAGCUCUACCAAUAUUAAUUGUUUCAAUAUGGCUUUUCUUGGCAUCGAAUUUAUGAACGGUGAUAAUAAGGAAGAACCAGGAGAAAUAGCCGUAAUUCAUCAAGCAUGGUUAACACCUCUAAAGAAAGAGAUUUGGUGGCCGCCAUACAAAACAAGUGCGCAAUUCAGGAAAGCUCUUUCCAUCGGAGAAGAACCCAAAGAAACGUGGACCAUAUACGAAUUAAAACGAACAUUUUUUACUUGUGAUGACUUGGAUAAAGCAUUAACAAAAAUAAAAAAAUUCGAAGAAGUCUCAGAUAUACAGUCUUCUGCAUCAGAUAAUAAUGACAACGUGAAAAAAAGAAAUAGAAAACCAAAUUUAAAAUAUGUAGUAUCUUCAAGCAGUGAAGAGGAAGUCAAUGAAAAUGAAAGUUCCUUUCGUCGACCACCAAAAAUAUCAAGAUUUGUACACGAGCAACAAGAUGAAUCUUGUCAUCAGGAUCUAACAUCAGAAUCAAUGAUAUUAAGUCCUUUGGCAAAAACAGCCUUUUCAUCACAAGCCAUACGUUCCGAUAAUUCUUCCACUUCCACACAUAGUUGGACAGAAAAUGUGGAUGCUUUGAAUUCCCCAAAACAAACGCCAUGCACCACUGUCUCCACUAAUACCAUUCCUCAAUCAAAUUCAUCCAAUUCAACACUUAUUAAUCAAGACUGUAUUUCAUGUAGAGCGCAUUUGUGCUUCUCUGAAAAAAUAUUUGCUAAAGUAAAAAAGGUGAGAGAAGAAAUUAAAGAACUUAAGGGUAUAUUGCGACAACAAAACACUGAAGGUAGCAUACCAUCUAUCCCUGACGAUUUGGCGGUGGAGUUUCCAUUAAAGACACGGGAGGAACUGCAAGUUUUAGAAGACUACUUAAAUUCUCGUCAGAAUAAAAAUGCUAUGUCAUUAUACUUUACAACAUUAGGAGGUGAUAGCAUUUCUACAAAAACGAAUAGAAUUUUAAAACUCGUUCUCAGUAACGAACUCGCUGCAACUUUCAACUUUACAGGGACAAAUGUCAAAGAAGCUUUUCAAAAGUUGCAUUUGAAGAAUGUAAUAGUCCAUGGUGUGCAAAAAACAUUACCUUUAAGCACAGAAAAGGAUGUAGAAAGUGCAAUUAAAAUUUGGUUGAAGCACGCUCCUGAUAGAAUCAAGGAAGCCUUAAAGAAAAACCGUCGAUAAAGGUUACAACUUUUUACUGUUUUUCUUUGUUCCACAAUUUUCAUAUGUUCCUAUGUUUUUUUAUCUUCGGAUGAAAUACUUAUUUUAUUAAUGUCAUAUUUUUAAUUAUAUUUUUGUUUAUUUGAAUAAUUAAUGUUAAGAUAAAUUUUUGAUCCUGUACGUAUAAAUUUUUAUCUGUACGUUACUUUGAUAACAGGGUGUAUACUUCAGGGAAAAACGUGGAAAAUUUGGUAUUCUCAGGGAAUUUUGUUAGGAUUCAGGGAGUUAAGAAAAAUAGCUUCUUUGGUCAUUUUAUUUUUAUAGAUAGACUAUUGUUUCCCUCUCCCUCUCAUUAUCCCUGUCCACCUCUGUGUCUCUUCUCUUCCUUUUCUCCUUUCCACCUCUCCUGUCCUUUGCUUCCUCUUCCUUUUAAUCGCCAUUCUUCCGACUCUCUCAUCCUUGCUUUGCUUCUCGCCACUGUUCCUCUGUGCUCCACAUACCUCCUUCGUUGGUGGUUUUCCUAAUCCCCAUCUUCCUCUCCGACUUCUCUAUCCUCUCCAAUCCUCUCAAUUCCUCCUUCACCUGUCCUUAAAACAUAGAAAACAUCCAGCUUUGUAUCCUUACUUCCCGUUCCCCCUUUACGUUCUCCCCCAUUCCCCCUUGCUCUCCCUCUCUCCUCAGUUCCCCAACUCCUUCCUCCACCUCCCCCUUUCCUCAUCCCAUUCCCACUCCUUCCCAUCCACAUAUUCCUGUUCCCAACCACUACCUUUUUUCCUAGCCUCCUCUCCUCUCUUGCCUUCUCCAACAUUCUCCAUCUCAUCUUUCUCUCUUCCCACGUCAAAUCUUCGUCAAUACCUAUAUCCCACCUCCUUAUUUCCGACCUUCUAUCCAGCAUUUCCUCUUUAUCCAUUAAUCUCCUCAUCUUGACCAA
Monomorium pharaonis (pharaoh ant) is the source of this 2598-nucleotide messenger RNA. RefSeq lists its product as uncharacterized. NCBI's taxonomy places the organism in Eukaryota, Metazoa, Arthropoda, Insecta, Hymenoptera, Formicidae. The transcript has 7 exons. Bases 519 to 1688 code for a protein of 389 amino acids. The record is from RefSeq and is a predicted model, not a curated record.